AAGGGAGCUGUGCUUGAGGCCUUCUGUCACCUGGAGUGGAGGUUGUCAAGACAGACAUGGGAGUCCACUGGCAAGGAAUGCUGUCGCUGUCUCUCAUUGCCCUCAUCACAGUGAGAGUGGCAGGGGAGAGUGCCGCUGGGCACAGUCGGCGCGUGCACCGCAACCACCAAGCCAGCCACUCGGCGUCCCACCACUCGCACCCCCACGGGCAUCGCGCCUCUCGGCCACAGCAACACCACUCGUCUCCCUGCGACAACGGCACGGGACACCCCACCGACAAGGGCCACCCCCUGGGUCCUGUGUUCCAAGAGCAGCCGGUGGACACGGAGUUUUUCGAGGAGCAGCCCGACAGGACCGUCACGCUGCACUGCUGCGCUCGAGCCAACCCGCCCGCCUCCUACAGGUGCCGUCACGGGGCAGCAGCGCGGCCUCACACACACAGCCAUGCACGGCACGCGCACGGCGUGCACUACAACGUCAGCAGCUGCCGCUGCUGCUGCCAUUCGGCACGAAGUGGUGACGUCAGCACAGAAUUUGAGCCGGACUCUGCACUUUGAGGCAAUGUGAAGUGUUUAAGGCUCUCCCGCAGGAGGUCAUGGGGACAGACCCAGGUGCUAUGGUUUGACUCAAGAUGACUGGUAGAACCACCACCUGCACUUCCCAUUGUGCGAGCUUACUAUGUUUAGUUUUAGCUGCCUGGAACUCCGCUCGUUGUUGUGAGCCCCACCACUCUGUCCUCCAUUAUUGCUUGGGGUUAAUUGCCUCCAAACUGCCCAGUAGCAUCCUCCACGAGCCUCCUCUACAGAGGCCAACCCUGAUGCUACUAAUCAGUCAUCUGCAAUUUAAUUCAUUUACAAAGCCUCCCAUAAACAAAUCGGCCCGUUUUGUCUCGAGUCAGUGCCAUGUCCAUAUCGCUCCCUCUGUCUGGCCAAAGAGAAGCUGCUUGGGCAUGCGCACAUAGAAUGCAUUGGCACAUGUGGUGCAUGUGAAUUGAUCAAGUGAGCAAAGAUUGUACGUGUGCUCCACAAAAAAGUGCCAGUUAGGUGUGUGUGUGUGUUUAAAGCACAUGGAAAACGUGGCAUAGGGUUAACGCUGUCAAAUGUAGAGCGUGAGCUUGAAAUAUUCCCGUCAAUGAAAAUAAUGUUUCUUGUGUGACCUCACACA
Messenger RNA from Lethenteron reissneri (Far Eastern brook lamprey), 1164 nucleotides. RefSeq names its product LIM domain-containing protein A-like. NCBI's taxonomy places the organism in Eukaryota, Metazoa, Chordata, Hyperoartia, Petromyzontiformes, Petromyzontidae. The record is from RefSeq and is a predicted model, not a curated record.